AUAUACCUAGGUACCUUUUUUAAGAAUAAAUUUAUAAAACUUUAAAGUAGGUUGCCUAGCACCUAUGAACUUUGGAUAUAUUAAAAAGGUUAAGCUCCACUUUGGUAUAACACUUUAUGGUUGUUUUUUUUUAGGUAUAGUGGUCUCGCAGCAACAAUGUGCAUGAAAUUUGGCCUUUCAGUCCAGCGAGUUUGGUGUUUGGGGCCUGUUGGUGACGUACUCCGUACCCCGUCCGUACUGAGUUGUGUGAUGUAAGACAGCGCCCCACCAUCCCGCCAGUACACUGCCCGCAUCCAGCUCACCGGGCGGAAAUUUCGAGCCUCGGGAUGCCGACGGUUACCAAACCUCUUGCGCUGCCGUCACUCGCGGAACCCCCAGAGGCACUCUGCCUGAUCUCCCAAAAUGAAGCAACGUUUCUCAUCCUUGGAUGUCAAGGCCAUCACCAAUGAGCUCUCCAAGUCCCUUGUUGGCCUUCGACUCGCCAACAUAUACGACAUCUCCUCCAAGAAAUUCCUCCUCAAGUUCGCCAUAUCCGGCAAGAAGGAACAGCUGAUCGUCGAUUCUGGUUUCCGCCUCCACACCUCCGAGUUCACCCGCCCAACCGCUGCCGCGCCCUCGGCCUUCACCUCCCGCCUCAGGAAAUUCCUCAGGACUAGACGAUGCACUGCCCUGUCACAGAUAGGAACAGACAGGAUCAUAGAGCUGCAGUUCAGCGAUGGCAGCUAUCGGCUGUUUCUCGAGUUCUUUGCAUCUGGCAACGUCAUCCUUACUGAUGCCGACCUGAAGAUCUUGGCCAUAUUACGGACCGUCCACGAGGGAGAGGGGCAAGAGCCCCAGAGAGUGGGUCUGACAUACAGCCUCGAGAAUCGCCAGAACUACCGCGGUGUCCCGCCUCUGACCAAGGAGCGAGUGCGCGAGGCGCUGCUCAAAUCAGUGGUCAAGGCGGAGGCCGUGGAUGCUUCUAGGAAGAAGCCCAAGAGGAAGGCCGGGGAUGAGCUGCGGAGGGGCCUAGCCACGACAAUAGAGGAACUUCCGCCCAUAGUCGUCGAUCACGCCUUCGAAGUCACCGGGUUCGAGCCGGCCACCAAGCCAGCCGAUGUCCUUGAGAGCGAACCCCUGUUCGAUGCACUCUUCACGUCGCUGGAAGCCGCCCGCAGGAUAGUAGACGGCAUCACAGGCUCGGAAAACUGCAACGGAUACAUUAUUGCAAAGAGGCGUGAACCGCAGCCGGAUAUCGACUCCGCCCAACCGCAGGGAGACAACCAGCCUGCCCUCCUCUACGAGGAUUUUCAGCCUUUCGUGCCCCGCAAGUUCGAAAAGGAUGACGCGUACACGAUUUUGACCUUCCACAAUUACAACAAAACAGUAGACGAGUUUUUCUCGUCCAUUGAGGGACAGAAGCUUGUGUCGAGACUCAAUGACAAGGAAGCCGCAGCCAAACGCAAGUUGGACGCCGUCCGAGAAAUACAAGAGCAAAAGGUGGAGAGCCUCAAACAAGUGCAGAUAAUGAAUAUGCGAAAGGCGGGCGCUCUCGAGGCCAACGUCGACCGGGUACAAGAGGCCAUGGACGCUGUCAAUGGUCUCAUAGCGCAGGGCAUGGAUUGGGUCACCGUUGGCAAGUUGAUCGAGAGAGAGCAGAAGCGGCGGAAUCCUGUGGCACAGAUCAUCAAGCUGCCCUUGAACCUGGAGCAAAACGCCAUGAUGCUGCUUCUCGCCGAAGAAGACGAAGCAGAAGAAGUCGCCGAAGAUUCCGAUCACACUUCGGAAGACCAAAGCGAUGAUGAUGGAGACCCGCGCAAGAAAGUCGACACCAAGCUUUCCAUUGAAAUCAACCUCGCCCUAUCGCCCUAUGCCAACGCCCGCGAAUACUACGACCAGAAGAGGACGGCCGCGGAAAAGGAACAGAAGACUGUUGGCCAUUCGGUAAUGGCUCUGAAAAGCGCCGAGAAGAAGAUUGCUGAAGACCUCAAAAAAGGACUCAAGCAGGAGAAGCCAAUUCUGCACCAAAUGCGCCGCCAGAGCUGGUUUGAAAAAUUCAUCUGGUUCAUUUCCUCGGAUGGCUACCUUGUUCUGGGUGGCAGAGAUGCCAUGCAAAAUGAGAUGCUGUACAAGAAGCACCUUCGCAAGGGAGAUGUGUAUAUCAACGCAGAAACUCAUGCUGCGGCCUCUGUCAUUGUCAAAAAUAACCCCAAGACACCAGAUGCCCCCAUCCCGCCUUCGACAUUAUCACAAGCUGGCAGCCUGUCGGUGUGCUUAUCAAGUGCUUGGGACUCGAAGGCUGGCAUGGGAGCUUGGUGGGUCAAUGCCGAGCAGGUAUCCAAGUCCGCUCCCACAGGUGAAUACCUGCCCCCUGGGAGCUUUAUGGUGCGAGGUGCCAAGAACUAUCUGCAUCCACAACCACUGAUACUAGGAUUCGGCUUCCUGUUCAAGAUCAGCGAGGAGAGCAAGGGGAACCACAGCAAGCAUAGGCUGGUGGAUGCGGAGACUUCGCGGAGACCAACAGAGCAAACCCAGGAGGUCACAGAUCGUGAGGCCGAGAUCGAUGAAGAAGUAGCUGAUCUUGAACUUGAGGCAGCACGUCAUGAACAAGAUGAGAUAAACGCCUCAGACGACGACGAACCCUUCCAGAGAAACAAUCCGCUGCAGGUGGAUGGCGAUGAUGCAUCGGACAGUGGCAGCGAUCCCGACGGACGCACCGAUGAUGGCGAUCAUAUCGACCAUGAGAUAGACCAUGUGAAGGAUCAUGUGAACGAACUCAGCCUCGAAGAACCCGCCGAGUUGAUGAUGUCGGGGGCUUUGGCUGCUGACGGCGGCGAAAAAGAAGACCCAUUUUCAGAUGGUGCGACUGGCGUCAAAACUGCAGAGACAGAAGCUGGCUCAGAGGCUGAAGACACGGAAUCGGAGGCGGCCACCAAGGACCCUACUGAGGUAUCGAAGGCUUCCGUGGCCACCACCUCACAGCAGGCGAAAGACCUCAAGCAAAAGAUUGCUCCGGCGAAGCGGGGAAAGAAGAACAAGCAGAAGAAGAUCGCUGCCAAGUACAAGGACCAGGAUGAGGAGGACCGUGCCAUGCACGAGGAGCUCAUAGGCGCUACCAAGGGCCGCGAAAAGGCCGAGGCAGAAGCCAGGGCCAGGGCGGAGCGCCUGGCAGAGGAGGAAGCCCGGCGUGAGCGCCGCAAGCUAGCCCAGCAGAGACAGCAGAAGAAGGUCGCCGAGCACGAGGAGGUGCGCAGGCUUAUGCUCGAGGAAGGUAUCGAGGUGCUGGAUGACGACGAAGAGCAGGCUUCCACACCCCUCGACUCCCUGGUCGGCACGCCACUCCCUGGGGACGAGAUCAUCGAGGUUGUGCCGACUUGCGCCCCUUGGGCGGCUAUGGCGAAGUGCAAGUACAAGGUGAAAAUCCAGCCUGGCGCGACGAAGAAGGGCAAAGCACUGAAGGACAUACUUGAGCGGUGGAAGCUCGAGGCGGGGAAGAGAGGCAACGUCGACGAGCACUCUCGUGACUCGGAAAGGAUGUGGCCGCGAGAGGUGGAGCUGAUUAAGACGGUCAAGCCGGAAGAUGUGAACAAUGUGGUGCCAGUGGGCAAGCUGACGGUGAUGAUGAGUGGUGGCAAAGCCGGCGGUGGGGGAGGCGGGAAGGGAUCGAAGGGAGGUGGGAACCAGAGUAAGGGAAGCAAAGGUGGUAAGGGUGGCAAGAAGAAGUAAAUACUGCAUUCGCCAGUAUAUAUCACUGCAUUUAGAGGGCGCUGAAAUUGCCAAAGCUACUUAGGUAGUAUUUGACAUGGGCUUAACUCCUUGGGUA
Molecule: messenger RNA, 3802 nt
Organism: Diaporthe batatas
Lineage: Eukaryota; Fungi; Ascomycota; Sordariomycetes; Diaporthales; Diaporthaceae
Exons: 2
Coding region: 403-3705 (1100 amino acids)
Biological process (GO): ribosome-associated ubiquitin-dependent protein catabolic process; rescue of stalled cytosolic ribosome
Cellular component (GO): RQC complex
Molecular function (GO): tRNA binding; ribosomal large subunit binding
Source: RefSeq, a predicted model, not a curated record